UGGCCACCAGUUCGCCUCACAAAAGGGGGGAACAGGAAACCGUAUCCUGGAGUAGUGUUUGGGGUUCAGAGCCGGGGGCCGGGCUAGAACGCAGGUGUGGCUAAGAAGUGGGCCAGGGGGUUUAUUUAGCGCCCCCUGUUUGGGGAGGAGGGAAUGGUCACCCUUGCUCAGGGCCAGGCACGGUUCUAAGAACUUCACCCAUAGUAACCCCCUGUUGUUCACAACCCGUAGGGUCUGCGUUCCAAGGAUCUCCCUUUCUAGCUGAGGCACAGAGAGGCCAAAGUAGCUUGCCAGGCCACACAGCGAGAGCAUAACUGAGCUGGCCCAGGCCCAGGCCGUGGGCUCCUAAGCCUCGGCGGCGAGCUCCUCCCCUGUACCGCACCCGUCUUUUGUGAUGCCGUAGAUCAGAAGCGGAGGAAUGGGCCCUGCCGGCCUGCUCAGCAACCCAGAGCUGAAGCUCAAAGUCCUUGUGUUAGUACCACACCAAGCCUCGCCUGUUUGCCCAGGCCCCCCACGCCCCGGGCAGCUCAACUUGUUGGAUGAGACACUGGCCGUCGCGGCUUCAUUUCCUGAGGGUUGUCAGAAAGGCCGGAUGAGGAGAUGAGCACAAGCUUCCCGAGGCCCAGACGCCCCCGUCUCCGCAGCUCCAUGGGUGCCUGUGUGCUCCUCCCGGGCCUCCUCCUCCUGCUGCUGCCCCCCCCCGCCCCAGCCCCCUGCCACACGGCCGCCCGCUCCGAGUGCCGCCGCAACCGUCCGUUUGUGCCCGGCUCAAUGCUGGCUGGGGAGGGCGUGGACGUGACCAGCCUCAGGCGCUCGGGCUCCUUCCCGGUGGACACCGAGAGCUUCCUGCGGCCCGACGGCACCUGCACUCUCUGCCACAACGUCCUGAAGGGGGGCGCCCUUCAGCGCCUCCCUCUGGCACUGACUGACUGGCGCGCCCAGGGCUCAGGCUGCCAGCGCCAAGUGGUCAGGGCCAAGGCCAGUUCCACCGAGGGCGUGGCCAGGGAAGCAGCCAGCAACAUCCGCAACGACUGGAGGGUGGGGCUGGACGUGUCUCCCAAACCCAGCGCCAACGUGCAUGUGACCGUGGCUGGCUCGCACUCCCACAUGGCCAACUUCGCGGCCCAGAAGACCUUCCACGACCAGUACAGCUUCAGCACUGACUUGGUGGAAUGUCGCUUCUACAGCUCUCACCUGGUACACUCUCCCCCACUCCACCCCAAUUUCCAGAGGGUCGUCAGAGACCUGCCCCCCGACUUCAACACCUCCACCGAGGCCGACUACCUCCGGCUCAUCUCCAACUACGGCACCCACUUCAUCCGGUCCAUGGAGCUGGGCGGCCGGAUCUCGGCCCUCACCGCCCUGCGCACCUGUGAGCUGGCCCUGGACGGGCUCGGGGCCAAAGAGGUGGAGGACUGCCUGGCCGUCGAGGCCCAGGUCAGCAUAAGUGGCCGUGCCAGCUCUUCAUCGGAAUUCAAGGCCUGCGAGGAGAAGAAGAAGCACCACAAGAUAACCACCUCCUUCCACCAGGCCUAUCGGGAGCGCUUUUCCGAAAUAGUUGGUGGCCACCACACCUCCGUAAGUGACCUGCUGUUUGGGGACCAGGCCGGGCCCGAGCAGUUCUCCGCCUGGGUGGCCUCGCUGCUGGACAGACCCAGCGUGGUGGACUACACCCUGGAGCCUCUGCAUGUGCUCCUGGAGAGCCAGGACCCGCGGCGGGAGGCCCUGCGACAGGCCGUGAGCAAGUACGUGAUGGACAGGGCCCGCUGGAAGGACUGUAGCAGGCCUUGCCCCCUGGGGCAGAAGAAGAGCCCCCACAACCCAUGCCAGUGUGUCUGCCACAGCUCAGCGGUCACCAACCAGGACUGCUGUCCCCGGCAGAGGGGCCUGGCCCACUUGGAGGUCAUGAACUUCCAGGCGUCAGGCCUGUGGGGAGACUCUUUCACUAGGACGGACGCCUACCUGAAGGUCUUCUUUGGAGGCCAGGAGCUGAGAGUGAGCACAGUGUGGAACGAUAACAACCCCAAGUGGAUGACGCGGCUGGACUUCGGGGACGUGAUCCUGUCCACGGGGGGGCCCCUGAGGGUGCAGGUCUGGGACCAAGACCACGGCUGGGACGAUGACCUCCUCGGCACCUGUGACCAGAACCCACAGUCUGGCUUGCACGAGGUGAAGUGUGGCCUGUCCCACGGUCGCCUGAGAUUCUCCUACCAUGCCAAGUGCUUGCCUCACCUGAAGGGGGCCACCUGCCUGGAGUACGCCCCCCACGGUCUUCUGGGGGAGCUUCCCGGAAACCGGAGUGGGCCGGUGUGGUGAGAAGAGCCAGCCUUGAGAGGACACGUGGGCCUGGCCUGAAGGGGUUCUCACAGAGGGAGCCAGGACCGAUGUUCAUAUACCCAUUAGAUGGAAAACUGAGGCUUACUCCCCCCCCCCCCCCGCUCCCCCCCAGUGAAGUGGCUGAAUUCACAGGCCAGCCCUGAGACUGCUGUCCAAACUGCCUUAGCCUCCUGAUUUUCUCGAGCCCUGGAAAUGAGCCGGGGCCAGGCCACCGCUUAGGCCAAGAGCUGGCUAGGAGACUCUUCCUCCCAGGCUACGUGGUAUCAUUGCACGGCUUCCUUGCGCAGCCCUUGCUGGCGGCCGAGUCCUUCAUCGAGUCGGGUCUGACCCUGCCCGCCCCAGCUGCUCUCCUUGGUCUGUCAUCUUUACGCACCAAACUUUGCCCCUCCGGCAAAUCAAGGGCCAUCUGGACCUGCCUUAUGCGCGCACAGCCUGAAAGAGGACUAAGAAACGACGUGACUGACGUUGACCACGACGGUGACGGUUGUGGCAGAGGGGAGGAUGGGGCCCGAACGUGGCCCUGGAGACCAACUUCCACAUCAGCAAUCCGCUAGGACAGGCGGCUCGCCCUGGGGCAGGUUUCCACUUUGGUUGGAAAUGGGGGGGGGAUCCCCAAAGAGUUUGCUUCCCUCAUAACUCUUAAUUCAAGAAACAGCAGCACAAGCUCAGUGAUCAGAGGCAACAGACACUCAGGUCCCGGCCGGGAGGCAUCAGGAAAUGGCGAGGACCAGGUUGAGCUGAACAGCAAAUGCUUUAUCUAGAGGGGGCCAGAGGCUGUGUGCCCGCCAAGCAUCCCUGUGCAGGAACAUGAGUCCGGGGCUGGCAGGUCCUCCAGUUUCUGAAAGCAACCAGAAACCCCAACUUCACUUCUUUGAUUGUUGGCAAUGCAUCUCCCUUUGUAAAAAGAAACCCAGGGGCGCCCGCGUGGCUCAGUCGGUUGAGCGUCCGACUUCGGCUCAGGUCAUGAUCUCGCGGUCCGUGAGUUCGGGCCCCGCGUCGGGCUCUGCGCAGACAGCUAGGAGCCUGGAGCCUGCUUCGGGUUCUGUGUCUCCCUCUCUCUCUGCUCCUCUCCCCGCUCAUGCUCUGUCUCUCUCUCUCUCUCUGUCUCCUUCAAAAAUAAAGAAGCAAUAAAAAUAAAAAUAAACCUACAGGGCCAAACAUGGCCCAAGCCAAAGAGAACGUGUGUGCGGGCCAUGAUUGACCCAGAGCCGUCGGUUUGAAAACUGUAAUUUCAACAGAACCCAUUUGAAAGGCGGAGGGCUCUCUCUCGCCUGUCGCACAGUUCGAGGGGAGAAGGCGGUGGUUCCAACAAGGUGGUGGCCGAGGCUUCCUGGCCUUGGCGUCUGGUAAGCCCCAGAGUCUCCGGUUGCACCGUCGAAUGAAGUGAUCUUUGUUUCGGGCGCCUGGGACACAGGCCUUAUAGAACACGGGCCCUCGGGGGUGGGUGGCAAGAUCCCUGCCUCCCAGAAUUAGCAGGAUUUGGCUGUGCGGGGCGGCCGUCAGAGGGGCUCAGAUUUGCUGGCACGGCCUCCUGACUGUCUUUGAAACUCCCUACAAAUGAAGCCCUUUGAGGUUUGGGUGGACCUGUACUCUCAAAAGCUCAGCAGUGAUAUCACUCUCACCCUGGAUCCCCGAGUAGGGCAGGAGGGACUGGCUGGCUCUGAAAGCCUGGUGGAAGCCAACAUUUUUACACCUUUCCGUUCACAGCCACACACACAAACAAGAGCACCAGAAAAACCUUGAAACGUCAUGCUGGCUGCUGCACUAAUUGAAAAUAAACACGGGUGUGGGCCGUACCCCUUGGGG
This is a messenger RNA of Panthera uncia (snow leopard), 4143 nucleotides long. RefSeq names its product perforin 1 (gene PRF1). Lineage: Eukaryota; Metazoa; Chordata; Mammalia; Carnivora; Felidae. The transcript has 3 exons. Gene Ontology annotation, molecular function: pore-forming activity; calcium ion binding. Gene Ontology annotation, biological process: leukocyte mediated cytotoxicity. The record is from RefSeq and is a predicted model, not a curated record. Bases 601 to 2316 code for a protein of 571 amino acids.